This is a messenger RNA of Linum trigynum, 354 nucleotides long. The record is from the annotation of a GenBank genome assembly. NCBI's taxonomy places the organism in Eukaryota, Viridiplantae, Streptophyta, Magnoliopsida, Malpighiales, Linaceae.
AUGAACUACAUAAUAAGAAUCACAUCAAGAGGAAGGUAUGUAUCGAUACCUGAGUUCAACAAAAUCAAGGAAGAGCAAGCAAAAGCCAAGGCGGAGAAAACCAUGACCAAGGAGGCAAUAGAAGAAGAUGAUUUGGCUGCUGCCCGUGCAAUAGAAAUCAUAGCAGCCGCUGCCAGCACCUCAGGAACAUUUUCAAGGACUCCCCAAGUUGAUCCAAAUCGCUCCACAAGCACCCCGCCACAAGGCACUCACCCGGGGGACAUCAUUGCUCACCUACAACAACAAUUGGAGCAACAAGAUCAUAAGUACCAGCAGCAGCAGCACCGAAUCAACAUCCAACACCAAUUUAUUUAG